Betta splendens (Siamese fighting fish) is the source of this 2232-nucleotide messenger RNA. Its product is annotated as divergent protein kinase domain 1A-like. The coding region runs from base 630 to 1916 and encodes 428 amino acids. The record is from RefSeq and is a predicted model, not a curated record. The transcript is spliced from 5 exons. NCBI's taxonomy places the organism in Eukaryota, Metazoa, Chordata, Actinopteri, Anabantiformes, Osphronemidae.
GCUCCUUAUCCUCCACGCUCCUCCUCUGCUGACAUAAGCUUCCCUCUAAGCUGUGUGAGUUGUCUCCGAAGAACGCCUCAAGAGAUUGGUCUAAUCUGCCAGCGACACUGCAGCAGUCGGUCCUAACACAGAUUUUUAUGUUGUGAGUUGUUUUUAAGAAACAGUGUAGUGUAAUCUUGCCUUGUUAUUCAGUUGCUUUCUUUCUUUUUUGCUUGUUUGUUUGUUUGUUUGUUUGUUUGUUUGUUUGUUUGUUUGUUUGUUUUUUUCUUUAAUCAUAUGAUGAAACAACAAGCCAUGCUUAUGCGAGUAAUUAUGAAACGGGGUUGAACUAAAACGACACACCACAAAGGUUACUGGGUGAGACCCGUCCUCCUCCUGCCAUUGGCUUACGCAGCGUAGGAGCCACGGCCAAUAUGCGCCUAACUUGGCUGCGGUCGGCGGCGGAGCUCGUUGCGCUCUGCCGCUGCAUCAGAGCGCACAUCCACGCUGCCUCUGCCUCCACCGCCGGCGUUUUACUGCCCGUCCGGACACCAUCCUGGCUCCGGCCGGUAGGCGUUGCCUGACACCGUGUGAGGGGAACGCGAAAUUAUUCUUCAUUAGCAGCUGUUGUGAGAUGUUCUGCAUCUGCCAUGGCGAGAGCUCUGUUUCUGUGGGGCUUCUUCAAGAAGCCUCUGUACAUCCAGGCCAGAUUCUCCUACCUGCACAUCAAGUACCUGUUCUUCUCCUGGCUGGCAGUGUUCGUGGGGAGCUGGAUAGUGUAUGUAGAGUACUCGUCCUACACAGAGCUGUGUCGUGGGCAUGACUGCAAAAAUUCAAUAUGUGACAAGUACAGAAGAGGAAUCAUUGACGGCUCGGCCUGCAGCAGCCUGUGUGAGAAAGACACACUUUACCUGGGGAAGUGCUUUACUGCGAAGCCCAACAGCCAGGUUUACUCAGGGAGCUGGGGAGACCUGGAAGGGAUAAUUAAGUGCCAGAUGGAGGCAACUCCUCAUUACGAUUUGGGAAAUGAGAUGGAGCCUAGAAAAGAGGCUGUGUCCUUCAGCAAACCCACUAAGGGGACCUCAGUGGAAAAGUUCAGAGAGAUGAUCCUCAAUCACCUAAAGGCUAAAGUGGGGGAUCAGGCCAACCUUCCAGACCUAGCAACCCAAGUAUUAUCUAUAACGGAUGCCAAUAAGGACGGCCACAUCUCCCUGCCUGAGGCUCGUUCCACAUGGGCCCUGCUGCAGCUCAAUGAGUUCCUGUUAGCACUAGUUCUUCAGGACCGAGAGCACACACCCAAGCUACUAGGCUUCUGUGGAGACUUGUAUAUGAUGGAGAAGGUGCCACAUUCUCCUUUAUAUGGGAUAAGUCUCCCUUGGAUCAUUGAAGUGUGGAUUCCUGCUGGUCUGCGGCGCAGCAUGGACCAGUGGUUCACUCCCUCUUGGCCGCACAAGGCCAAGAUCUCAAUCGGUUUGCUGGAGCUGGUCGAGGACGUUUUUCACGGCACCUUCGGCAGCUUCCUCAUGUGUGAUGUGAGUGCCAACACUUUUGGCUACAAUGACCGCCAUGACCUGAAGGUGAUGGAUGCUCAGUACAUUGUUCCUGAAGCCAUAUUCCAAGAGAACAUCAGACAGCAGCGCUGCAACACGGACGAGGACUGUCUCUACGGGGCCGACUGCCUCACGUCCUGUGACCUCACCAAGCACCGCUGCACCCCCGAGGUCACCAGGCCGAACUUAGCCAAAGCCUGUGAGGCACUAAAGUAUUACAUUCUGAAGGGAGCACCAUCUGAUGUGAGUGAGGAGCUGGAGAAGCAGCUGUAUGCCUGCAUUGCACUGAAGGGAUCUGUGGAACAAAUGGAAAUUGAACACUCGCUAAUUCUGAAUAAUCUCAAGACUCUGCUUUGGAAGAAAAUCUCUCAUACUAAAGACUCCUAAUAAGCACAAAGAGCAAUCUGCACCAAUAACAUGGGCAUUCAUGUCAAAAUUCUCAUUAUAUCCAACUUUACAUAUAUUGUAUAACCAAACUGUUUUAUUUUGAUAGAAGGAAUGUGAAUGAAUCAUGUAAUGUUUAUGUUAGGCUAAGUUUCAUCUAAAAAAAACAGUAUGAAAAGACAAAAAAGGAGUCUGACAGAGUGAUAGAUUGCUUGGUUAAACAUUAUGUACAUUACAACCAUGUUUCCAAGAAAUACAUCAAACGCUGAUACUAAAUUGUAAAGAAAAUACACUUGGCAGCAGUUUAAUACACGCAAAA